GCCAAGCCAAUCACGGAGCACGGACACGUCUCCACUGCGGGUCCCAUCUCCACGUCAUAGUCCUAGAAGCUGCCCGCUCGACAUGCCCCACCUGCCAGCAUCCCCUGCGCAGUCCCAAGUCCCAACUCCUACUCCCUGCCGUGCAACGGGGGUGAGAUCUUGUGUUCUCGUAGGCUAUGCCUUCCCCGAUGGCUCGCGUCCUGCACCGCCGUCUCCUCCUCCUCGCCGCCGUCUCCUUCGCCGUGGUCGCUUCUCUCCUUCGCCCAGCUGCUGCAGUGCGCCCGUUUGUUUUGGUUCUCUCCGGUGAGGACUUCCUCAAGGAUUCGGCCGCGCACCCGUCCCUCCCCUCUGCCGACUCCACCGACGACGACGGGUGGGACGACUUCGCCGACGAUUCACCAGCCGCCGACCCGCUCCUCUCCCCGUCCUCCUGGGUCCCUCUUCUUGACCCAGCAAGCCCUCCCCUUUCUGGCGAUGAGACGGACUCGUCGGCCGACGCGCUCUUCGUCGCGGGCGCCCGCGCGAUGCUCUCCGCAGCGUCCGAUGGGGACGACGCGGCGUUCGCCACGGCUGCCGCGCAGAUCGAGGCCGCGGCAGAGGCGGGGCACCCGGGCGCGCAGUCCGCGCUCGCGUUCCUCACCGGCGCCGGGAUGACGCGCCCGGCAUCCCGAUCGCUCGCAUUCCUGUUGCACAAGUUCGCCGCCGACGCGGGAGAUCUUCAGUCAAAGAUGGCCCUCGCGUACUCCUACUUCCGCCAGGAGAUGUAUGAAGAAGCUGUUAUACUAUACGCUGAACUUGCAGAAGCUGCCCUAACUAGCUCCUUGAUAUCAAAGGAGCCACCAGUGAUUGAACCAAUCCGUCUUCACAGUGGGACUGAAGAAAAUAAAGAGGCCUUGAGGAAGUCCCGAGGCGAGGACGAUGAAGAUUUUCAAAUCACAGAGUACCAGGCACAGCGAGGCAAUGCUGCUAACAUGUACAAAUUAGGGCUUCUGUAUUACUAUGGACUACGUGGGCUCCGCCGUGAUUAUGGAAAAGCUUUUCAUUGGUUUUCUAAGGCUGUUGAGAAAGGAGAGACACGAGCAUUGGAACUUCUGGGUGAGAUCUAUGCUAGAGGUGCUGGAGUGGAAAGGAACUAUACUGAAGCAUACAAGUGGUUGGCACUUGCUGCAAAGCAGCAACAUUACUCAGCUUACAAUGGAUUGGGUUAUCUAUAUGUUAAAGGCUAUGGGGUGGAGAAGAAAAACCUGACAAAAGCAAAGGAACUUUUUGAACUUGCAGCCGAGAAUAAGGAAGCUGGGGGACAUUAUAACCUUGGUGUGUUGUAUCUUAAGGGUAUUGGUGUGAAGAGGGAUGUAAUUAGAGCAUGCAAUCUCUUGCUUCAUGCAGUUAAUGCUGGGCAACCAAAAGCUAUUUAUCAGGUGGCGAAACUGUUCCAGAAAGGCAUUGGUCUUAAGAGGAACCUCCAUAUGGCAACAAUGUUGUACAAGUCUGUUGCUGAGAGGGGACCCUGGAGUUCAUUGUCCAGAUGGGCUUUGGAAUCUUAUUUGAAAGGCGAUGUAGGGAAAGCAUUGCUCUUGUAUUCCAGAAUGGCCGAUCUUGGAUAUGAGGUUGCACAGAGCAAUGCUGCCUGGAUUCUUGAUAGGUAUGGUGAUCAAAGUAUUUGCAUGGGAGAAUCUAGUUUUUGUACAGAUAUGGAAAGACAUCUUCGUGCGCAUGCUUUGUGGUGGCAAGCAUCCGAGCAGGGUAAUGAGCAUGCUGCAUUGUUGAUUGGCGAUGCCUACUACUAUGGUCGGGGCGUAGCAAGGGACUAUGAACGUGCAGCAGAGGCAUAUAUGCAUGCUCGGUCACAGUCUAAUGCUCAGGCUAUUUUUAACCUUGGGUACAUGCAUGAGCAUGGUCAUGGACUUCCCCUUGAUUUGCACUUAGCAAAAAGAUAUUAUGAUCAAGCCGUUGAGGUGGAUUCAGCAGCUAAGCUCCCUGUCAUGCUUGCACUAACAAGUUUGUGGCUAAGGAAGAACUACGCAGACAGUUUUUUGGUUCGCUUUAUCGAUUCACUUCCAGAAAUAUAUCCUGUUGUUAACAAAUGGGUGGAAGAUGUUCUCCUGGAUGAAGGGAAUGCCACAAUUUUGACUCUCUUUGCUUGCCUUGUAACUGUCCUCUACUUGCGAGAGCGUCAAAGGCGUCAAGUGGCAGCAGCCAACCCCCAACAACCUGAUGAUGUGGUCAUGUAAAUGUCUGUUUUCAUGACAUGUGCAGCCCUGUUGCUUGAGGGUGUUGAAUGACGGCGACAGUCGCGCGCGCGGAGCAGCCGUUGCCGGGUUACAGAAGUGUGCAUGAUGAACCGGCCGAUCUUUUGUUCGAUCUAGCUCCACCGACGUGCGACGAAGAAGAUAGAAUGAAACUACAACAGCUGCAAUACAUUUGAGCUGCAGAGCUAGCUUAGUGCCUGUUUGGGAUCCUGGUCUUUCACUGCCUGGUGUGGUAGAUGAACGGUGGUGAGCACUCCCUUAAGCCUAGUGUUUGGGAGGAAAGGGGGGCUAUACCUAGAGAGGGAAAACCCCACAGAUAACUAAAUAUCUUAUUUAAAUGUCUUUUUAAGCCUUGUUCAUAUUCACCUCAUUUCAUGUAUAUUGAGGUGGAUUGGACCAUUGAGGUAUAACUUAGUUUAAUUUACACCAUAAUUCACCUCAAUACACAGGUUGAGGUGAAUACGUGACUAUCCAAACAAGGUCUUAGGGAUUACUCGUCCCGGAAAAUGAAGAGGAUUCUGAGAGAA
Molecule: messenger RNA, 2776 nt
Organism: Zea mays
Lineage: Eukaryota; Viridiplantae; Streptophyta; Magnoliopsida; Poales; Poaceae
Product: ERAD-associated E3 ubiquitin-protein ligase component HRD3
Exons: 7
Coding region: 177-2231 (684 amino acids)
Biological process (GO): ERAD pathway
Molecular function (GO): protein binding
Source: RefSeq, a predicted model, not a curated record